AUGACUGACGAGUCAGUGGGCACGAUAAAGGUGAAAUUUAAUGGCCAGCUUCUUCAAUUGGAUGGCUUUUCAAGGGAAUCGCCUAUCAAGUGUCUCAAGGAAAAACUUUAUCAGCUGACCAAUGUUCCGCCAAAAAACCAAAAACUUCUUGGCUUGGUUGUUGAGAAGGGUCAGACACUCUCUGAUGAGCUUCCUCUCAAGCAUCUGAUCCUUAAGCCAACAACCAAGCUGAUGUUGAUGGGUAGCACAGAUGAGGAGAGAAACAAAGUCAUUGAGCUGUCAAAUGCUGAGCCUCCAGACGUUAUCGAUGAUUACGAUUUUACAGAAGAGGAUUUGGCAGUGUUUAUGAGGCCAGAGAAUCUGGAAAAACUGGCUAAGCGGUGUAAUACGUACAAAUUUGUUAAAAUAGCUGAAUUCAGGCCCGGUAAACGUCUCCUCGUCCUUGACAUUGAUUACACGAUUUUCGAUCACCUAACGCCUGCUGAAUCUGUGAAACACUUGAUGCGACCAUAUCUUAUACCUUUCCUCACGAGAGCCUAUGAAUUCUAUGACAUAGCCAUUUGGUCGGCCACCAGUAUGACGUGGAUUCUUGCCAAAAUCAGUCAAAUGGAACUAAUAUCACAAACUAUUGUAAACAGGGUUCGACAAAGACGGGUUGAUGUUGACAAUGAGGACUCAAACUCUGUUCCUAAUCUGGGUGCAGAUCUUGAUGAUACUGAUCGGCCCUUUAAAAUUUGUUUACUGAUUGAUUCUGGAGCUAUGAUUACUGUUAACCUCCCCAAUCAUGGCGUCAAAGGGGUUAAACCUCUAGCAGUAAUAUGGCGGAAGUUCCCUCAAUUCGGUCCACAUAACACUAUCAUGUUUGACGAUGUUCGCCGUAAUUUCGCCAUGAAUCCCGGUUCUGGUCUCCGAAUUCAUUCGUACCGAGACGCAAACGUCAACUAUGCGGAGGAUAAAGAGUUGAUGCACCUCGCGGACUACCUUGAGUUGAUCGCGCGGCGUGAAACGGACUUCCAACGACUGAACCACGAUAAGUGGAGUCACUAUGUAGGGAAGCAUCAGCGCUACCUCUCCAAUCACCAGAAACGAUCCUCAGAUGAGGCUACUGAGGAGAAUUGCGAGGGCCAGGACCAGAAGCGUCCCUCCUUGUCUUGA
Hydatigera taeniaeformis is the source of this 1155-nucleotide messenger RNA. Lineage: Eukaryota; Metazoa; Platyhelminthes; Cestoda; Cyclophyllidea; Taeniidae. The record is from the annotation of a GenBank genome assembly.